Molecule: messenger RNA, 805 nt
Organism: Anopheles moucheti
Lineage: Eukaryota; Metazoa; Arthropoda; Insecta; Diptera; Culicidae
Exons: 2
Coding region: 107-805 (232 amino acids)
Source: RefSeq, a predicted model, not a curated record
AACUCAGACGAGGAAGGAACUCUGAAGAUCUGCUGGAACUCGUAAACGGUUAAGAAGAACGUAACAGUUAAAUUAAGUGAAUACAGUUUUAGUUCAAUCGUCAAUCAUGGAAAAAGUCGAAAACGCUACGUCUCGUAUAACGAAGGAACAAAUUGAACGGUUGGUGCAAAUCAUGGAGAAAAACCCUGAUGCUGCCAAGGGAAUUUGUACCAAUCCCACGGCAUUCUGGGGUGAAGUUAGUUUGGAACUCAACAGUCUGGGUCCUUCAAAGGAUAGUCAUUCUUGGAAGAAGACAUGGACUGACAAGAAAUCGAACGUCAAGAAGAAGUUCUCUCUAAUGCGAAGCGAGCAGAAAAAAACCGGAGGUGGUAUUCCACUGGCUAUAAGAUUAAACAAUAUCGAGGAGCGUAUCUUAAAUGUCACAAAUAUAAAGGCCAAUGUGGAAGGAGCAAAAGACACUAUUUGUGUAGGAAUACCUGAGUGCAGUAGCGACCAACAGGAAAAAACUAUCGCUGAUCCAUGUGGAAUAUCCAGGCAAGCCGAGCCAGCAUACGCAAUAGAUCGGUUGGACCAAGAAGCAACUGCUUCGAAAGCUACAACAUCAUCGAUACGGCAACAUCAGCGAAAACAAGAAAAUUUUAAUCCAAAACAACCCGAUAUCUACCAACAGACUCUGAUAGAGCAAAAUGAAUCUAUUGCUAAUUCGUUGACUGAAAUUGUGUCCUUGAUGAAAAUAUCCGUGGAAGCAACUAGCAAUUUUCAAAAGGAACUUUUGGAAUGCAUGAAACAAAGAAAUAAGGAUUAA